Effrenium voratum is the source of this 987-nucleotide messenger RNA. The record is from the annotation of a GenBank genome assembly. NCBI's taxonomy places the organism in Eukaryota, Dinophyceae, Suessiales, Symbiodiniaceae.
AUGCGCAUAGGGCUGCGGCUAUCUCUGCUGCUCUGCGGCUUAAGCUUUCUAAUCUGUGGGCGAGUGUUUGUUGGAGUGGGUCAUCCGAAUCAGAGACUUCCGCACUCGCUUCGGCACAAUGGAAAGCUAGGCAGCAAUACCGCAUUUGGUGGUGUGCAGGUUCCGCAGCGCAGCCAGUCCUUCGUAGGUGUGUCCGCAGUGGUGGCCAUCCUGGCCGCUAGUUGCAGUACAAGGAGUACAAGGAGUACAAGGCGGACUCAGGUGGCACGGCAAGCUGAAGCCUUGAUGCCCUGGAGGAUUCCCAACACACAGCGCUUUCAAUGGCUCUCUGUGCGUGAGCUGUUACUGCGAGAGCGGAUACUGAUGAUCUCUGAGUACAUAGAUGAUACAAUGGCCAACGCAUACCUAGCCAUGCUUCUAUACCUGCAGUCCGAAGAUGCCAAGAAGCCAGUGCAAAUCUAUUUCUCUAGUCCAGGGGCAGCACUGAAACCUGCUUUGGCCCUGUACGACACGAUUUGCCAGCUAAAGGCGAAAGGUUGCAAGGUGACAACAGUGAGCUACUCUCUGUGUGCUGGUAUGGGGGCAUUUCUGGUUGCAGCUGGAUCGCCAGGACGGCGAUUUGCAACUCCUAAUUCAUUAUUCCUGCUUUCCAAGACAGGACUGGAGAGCCCAGUCCAGGGCCAAGCCACGGAGAUUGAACUGGAGGCCAAGCAGAUGCUUCGUGAGAGCGACCGAGUGGAGGAGGAGUUGUCUGGCAUCACAGGCCAAUCCAUCGAUAAGAUCCGCCAGGACUUGCGGCGCAACUUUUAUUUGUCUGCUGCAGAAGCCGUGGAGUAUGGGUUGAUAGACAAAGUCUUGGUGCCGCAGUACGACAAGGGCUCCAAGUUAGACCAGGGAACUCGAGACCCAUGGAGUGGGCAGGUGGUCAAGACCCAAGUCGGGUUCGGAGUCUUCGCUGACCCAGACCAGCCACGGACUGCAGUUUGA